Messenger RNA from Mesorhabditis spiculigera, 1527 nucleotides. The record is from the annotation of a GenBank genome assembly. Lineage: Eukaryota; Metazoa; Nematoda; Chromadorea; Rhabditida; Rhabditidae.
AUGCUCCCGCUGCGACCUGAGCCCGAGCAGCCACCGUUGCUGAGUCGCAUCGUCGGACUUCCCCCACCACCGCCACCCCGGUCACCUACACUUGUCCUACCUCAGCGCCGUCCCCUACCGCAACAGCGUCGCGACAACCUUGAUAAUAAGGGGUUUAAUAAGAGAUCUCCACUAGAGAAAGCCCGACAUCUCGACAACCUUCCCUCCUAUCAGGCUCAAAGACUCCUCGAAGGUUCACAUCAGCUCCGCAUCGACGCGCACCACGUCGGAGCCCCCGGCCACGGAGCCGGUGGAGGUCACGGUCACAAGAAAGAGUUCGGCCCGGCGAUGAUUUUGUAUUAUUUGGCCUCGGCCUUCCGAGCCCUCUAUCCCCGACUCGACGAUGAUUUUGUCGACAAACUCAACUAUUAUUACACUACCACGAUUCUUGCCUCGUUCGCCUUGUUGGUCUCGGCAAAGCAGUAUGUCGGUUUCCCUAUCCAAUGUUGGGUACCGGCCACUUUCACCGACGCCAUGGAGCAGUACACCGAAAACUAUUGCUGGGUCCAAAAUACGUAUUGGGUGCCAAUGCAGGAGGACAUUCCACGUGAAAUCUACUCGCGAAGAAAUCGACAAAUUGGCUACUACCAAUGGGUGCCCUUUAUCCUGGCCAUCGAGGCGCUAUUAUUCUAUGUGCCAUGCAUUUUGUGGCGAGGGUUGCUGUACUGGCACUCUGGGAUCAACCUGCAAGGGCUUGUCCAGAUGGCUUGUGACGCCAGGUUGAUGGACCAGGAAGUGAAGAGUAGAACUGUUUACACGAUGGCCAGACACAUGGAGGAUGAGUUGACCCAAAUCGAACGAUCCUCCCACUCUCGAACAUGCUUCUCCUCGAUACAACUUGGUGCCCAAUGUGGUCGACAUUGUGGCUGUUACGUCACAAUGCUCUAUAUUGGAAUCAAGGUCCUCUACUCGGCAAAUGUUCUUCUCCAAUUCUUCCUCCUCAACCACUUGUUAGGCGCCAACGAUUUGGCUUAUGGAUUUAGUUUAUUGAAGGAUUUAAUGCACGAAGUGGAAUGGGAGCAGACAGGAAUGUUCCCCCGAGUAACACUAUGUGACUUUGAAGUCCGAGUGUUGGGUAAUAUCCAUCGACAUACAGUCCAAUGCGUGUUGAUGAUCAACAUGUUCAACGAGAAAAUUUUCCUCUUUUUAUGGUUCUGGUUCCUGACCGUUGGCAUCAUCACCGUCUCGAACACCGUGUAUUGGAUGUUGAUUAUGUUUAUCCCUAGCCAAGGAAUGUCUUUCAUUAGGAAAUAUCUUCGUGUCCUCGCCGAUCAUCCAGCCAAACCGGUAGCUGAUGACGUAACGCUGAGGAAGUUUACGAACAACUUCUUGAGGAAGGAUGGAGUGUUUAUGCUGCGUAUGAUUAGUACACAUGCCGGCGAAUUGAUGAGCAGCGAGCUAAUCCUCGCUUUAUGGCAAGAUUUCAACAAUGUCGACCGUUCCCCACAGCAAUUCUGGGACGCCGAACAUGCACAAUCGGCUAUUGAC